Molecule: messenger RNA, 309 nt
Organism: Pipistrellus nathusii (Nathusius's pipistrelle)
Lineage: Eukaryota; Metazoa; Chordata; Mammalia; Chiroptera; Vespertilionidae
Source: the annotation of a GenBank genome assembly
AUGUUCCUGACCGCGCUCCUGUGCCGCAACCGCAUCCCCGGCCGGCAGUGGAUCGGAAAGCAUCGGCGGCCGCGCCGCGUGUCCUUCCAGGCGAAGCAGAACACUCUGCGCCGCCUGGAGACGGAGGCGGAGAACCACUACUGGCUGAGCGCGCCCUUCCUGAGCGCCGCGCAGGAGUUCGGGCACGCCGCGGCCCGCAGGGCGGCCGCCUUCGAGGCCAUCAAGGCGGCCAAGGAGGCCAAGUUCCCGCAGCACCGGCGGCUCGCCGACCACCUCGGCCACUUCAGCGUCACCAGGAAGUGGGCCUGA